UUAUUAUUUUACCGAUGUACAUUACUGACGUCUUACUCUAGUUGAUUGGUCUCUGCGUCUUAUCUUUGACGUCUUUCUAUAUUUUAAACAAAAACAAAACAUAAUUUUACUAAACCACAUAAUAAUGUAAUAAACUCUACUGACUAAUUAACUCUUCUGGUGAAUGAAUCUAUUUCAAUAUGACGUCCAAAGUAUGUUUUGAAAACCCAUUCGAAGAAUAUUCGCAAGAUAUGUCGAAUAAUAUUCUCAAUGACACCAAAGAUGCGAUUUCAGGGAAGUUUAAUGCAAAACUGCAAAAUUUUAAAUCUACAAAGCUGCAUUUGCUGACAACAGAAAUGAAAGAUGAUGUUUUUCAUGAUGGGACUGUAUAUACAGGUUCAGCUGGCCUGGCCUUGUUUUAUUUCAUCAGUUCUUUAAAAAAUGGUAACAGCUAUGAUACAUUACAGAAUGCAGUUGAAUAUAUAAAUAUUGAGAAUUUAAGAGGCAAAAGAAUUAGUUUCCUAUGCGGAGAUGCUGGUCCUCUUGCAUUAGCAACAGUCAUAUCAUACAGACUAGGCACCAACCGCCCUGAUAAUUUACUUGAUUAUAAAACAUUAGUUCAAAGACUACUGUCAUUGAUUUCAUUAUUGAAUGAUUCUCCUGAUGAACUUCUUUAUGGAAAAUCGGGAUACCUUUAUGCUUUGUUGUUUGUUAAUCAAUACAUACCUGGUAAAGAGGUCAUACCUGCUAAUCACAUUGAAAAGGUAGUGAACAGCAUUUUGAAAUCAGGCAAACAAUUCGCUAACCAAAUGAAAUUAAAGACUCCAUUACUGUGGCAAUGGCAUGACAAAGUGUACUUCGGGGCCGCUCACGGAAUGGCUGGAAUACUAUAUCUAUUGCUGCAGGUAAAAUAAUUUACUCAGCCAUAUUUUUUAUUA
Messenger RNA from Manduca sexta (tobacco hornworm), 917 nucleotides. RefSeq names its product glutathione S-transferase LANCL1-like. The transcript has 6 exons. The record is from RefSeq and is a predicted model, not a curated record. Lineage: Eukaryota; Metazoa; Arthropoda; Insecta; Lepidoptera; Sphingidae. Bases 180 to 893 code for a protein of 237 amino acids. Gene Ontology annotation, biological process: carbohydrate metabolic process; peptide modification. Gene Ontology annotation, cellular component: plasma membrane.